Molecule: messenger RNA, 321 nt
Organism: Penicillium macrosclerotiorum
Lineage: Eukaryota; Fungi; Ascomycota; Eurotiomycetes; Eurotiales; Aspergillaceae
Product: mitochondrial 54S ribosomal mL53 protein
Exons: 1
Coding region: 1-321 (106 amino acids)
Source: RefSeq, a predicted model, not a curated record
AUGACGAUCCCCAUCAGCACAAUCACUACAUUCCGCACGACCUUCAACCCCUUCUCGCAAGCCUCGCGACCUUGUCGCCUCUUUCUCUCACUUCUGCGCACCCCCACGACAACCCCGACUAGCAGCCCCACCCACAUCGACAUCAAGGUGACUCAGCUGCCUCGCAACUCGACCCAGCAGCCCGUGAUGACCAUCGGCUUCAAGGGCGGCAAGGAGCUGAUCCUGGAGGUCGGCAAGCGGGGGCUCAAGAUCGGCGACGUCGUUGAGGAGGUUUCUCGCGUUGGCCGUGCGCUGGAGCGUGAGGCCAGUCUGAAGGGUUGA